AUGUCGCUCAUUCUGAGCGUAGUGACCGCCUCUGCGUUUGCUCCGGCGCCUGCCUUCACGUUCACUCACGUGCCCACUCCCGUGCGGCUGGCGCCGCGGCUAGCGCCGCCGCGUGCGGCGAGGCCGUGCAUGGUUGACUCGUCGGGCAUCGACGGCUGGCCGGAGCUUGCGCAGGCAGCGGUCUUCGUCGGCUCAUAUGCGAGCCUCGGCGCCUGCGCGGUCGGCACAACGCGGCUGUUUGACGCCGCGCGAGAGAGUGCCCUGCCGCUGAUCGCCGGGUCGCGCUCCGCUGCGGCCGAGCUGCAUCGCGAUUUCGUCGCGGCUCUGCCGCUGCUCGGCCUCCUCUAUCUCGCCGCCGGCGUCGGCCACUUUGCCGACGCGGAGGCGUUCCGCGCCAUCUACCCGCCCGUGGGCACGUGGGGCCUCUGGUACCUGCCCGGCUCUGCAGAGUUUCACGUGGCGUGGACGGGCGUCGCAGAGUGUCUCGGCGGCGGCGGGCUGGCGCUCGGCGGCCUGCUCAGCGGGCUCGGCGUCGAGGCGGAGGGGGCGCUUGGCCUGCCGGUCGGGGGGCUGCUGACGGCCGCGUCCGCUGGCGGCCUCUUCCUGCUGACCGUCGCGGUAACUCCAGCCAACAUCUACAUGUUCACGCACGGCGCCGUGAUGAGCGGCCAGGACGCCGGCGCUGCGCUCGGCCUCUCCUUCCACUGCGCGCGCUUUGGCAUCCAGGUCGUCCUGCUGAGUCUGCUUGCGACGCUCGCACGCGACUCGUUCUACUACGCUUGGGGGGACCAGCUGGACUGA
This is a messenger RNA of Emiliania huxleyi CCMP1516, 801 nucleotides long. RefSeq lists its product as hypothetical. The transcript has a single exon. NCBI's taxonomy places the organism in Eukaryota, Haptophyta, Isochrysidales, Noelaerhabdaceae. Bases 1 to 801 code for a protein of 266 amino acids. The record is from RefSeq and is a predicted model, not a curated record.